AUGAAAUGGGGCGACAUCAGCAACAGGAUACCUGGCCGAAGUGCAACUAGUUGUCGCCUUCAUUACCAAAAUUACCUUGAACGGCGGAGUGAGUGGGAUGAGGAUCGUAAGAACAAGCUGGCUAGGCAGUACGAAAGACUCAAAAAGGAAAUGUGGGACAAAAUAGCAGAACUUUUAGGCCUCCCAUGGAGAGCGGUUGAAGCUAUGCAUUGGCAGCUAGGGAAACAAGAGAUGGCUAGACGUGCUGGAGUGAUACCCUUUUCGCUUUCAAGUACAACAUCAGAGCCACCUCAGAAGCGGCGCAGACUCAGAGCAACAACGCCGAGAUCGAGGCGAGACGCAGGGACACGGGGGGUGCAAGGUCAGCAACUUCCUUCUGUUGCCGAACUGUCUGCUGGAGCUGCUGCAUACGCGUCUAGUCAGUCGCGUGAGCAUUAUUCUUUGAGGAAGUCCCCGAAGUCGCCUGCAGAACAGAGUCGAGGCUAUGUAGGAACUCGCUUAGGAGGAGGAACCCGGUCUAGGAGAUAA
Paracoccidioides lutzii Pb01 is the source of this 528-nucleotide messenger RNA. RefSeq names its product MYB DNA-binding domain-containing protein. The record is from RefSeq and is a predicted model, not a curated record. The transcript is spliced from 2 exons. The coding region runs from base 1 to 528 and encodes 175 amino acids.